Molecule: messenger RNA, 2772 nt
Organism: Echinostoma caproni
Lineage: Eukaryota; Metazoa; Platyhelminthes; Trematoda; Plagiorchiida; Echinostomatidae
Source: the annotation of a GenBank genome assembly
AUGGAUCGUUAUCCUUCUAAUCGAGAACGAAACCGGGCCAAGUCCGCUGCAAGUGAUCAAAUGUUUUGGUAUAUGGUCAAACCUCAUGAUGCGAGACAUUUCAAACCUUGUCGAGAGCUGAAUUCGACGGAAUUAACAGAAUUCCACACCAUACUUGAAGCCGUGGACACAAGGGACAUCCGGUUGACCGUGGUCUAUAAAUGUCUAUCGGAUUACGAACAACAGAUUUCACUAAAAAUGCUACAAAUCAAUGUUCGUAGUGUGGAGUUGCUUCAACUUGGUGCACCAUAUGUGACCUAUCUGAAUUUAUCUCGCCUACGUCUAUCUACCAUCCCAACUUCUUGGUUAACUGGACUUACAUGGCGUCUGAGAACUCUGAUUUUAGAAAGGAACAGUCUGGAUCUGCACGUUUUCGAUGCGAUUGAUGAGGCCAUAUGUAUUGGGAAGCGUGCCACCUCAUCCAGCGCUCGGGCACAACGGACUAAUAACCCGAAGUCAUGGUUUAAUACGCUGUGUGAAUUACGAGUAGACUGGAACCAAAUGGACGGAGCAUUGCCCUCAUCCACUCUGACCAAAAUGACCGAUCUCACACGGCUCUCGUUCGCACACAAUGCAUUGAACACAUUACGGGGAGUGGAUCUUGUACCUACCCUACAUGUGCUCAAUCUCGAUUACAAUCGGAUCGCUAAUUUACCGUCGGAGUUGUUCAACCUGAAACGUUUGGAAUAUUUGUAUCUGAGACGAAAUCAACUCAUUCAACCCAUACUGGGCGUGGGAUUUCGACGUCUGGCCCAUCUUCGGGUGAUUGAUCUGAGCUAUAACGGGUUGAGCACAUUACCGGCCGCAUUGUUCACUCUGCCACAGUUGGACUGUCUGAAAGCGGAUCACAACACACUGAUCACACUCCCAAUCAUACAGAACGUGUCACAUCGUGGGACACGAAAAAUACUCUCAGUCGAUUUGGCAUACAACCGCUUGACAGCCGUGUCUACCGGUCUGGUCAGAUUGGCGGAACAAUUGGAUGUCAGUCACAAUCGAAUCAGACAUGUGACACCUGCCUUGCUCAAGUGGAUCUCGAACACGAUGGAGAUCAAGGGACUAAAAGCAUCGCAAGUGAUUCAGCUCGAUUUGACCGGGAAUCCGCUUCGAUGGCCCCCGCUGUCAGUUGUAUCGGAUAGUAUGGACACACUGAUGGAAUUCUAUUACGACUCGAAAACGGAAGUGCAAACUUAUCAUGGAUUGAGAGCUAUGCUUGUCGGUGCACCACAAAGCGGAAAAUCCAGCCUAAUACUUAGCAUGCUUGACGGUCAGUGUCGUUUUGCCGAUGAACGGGAGGAACGAACGUAUGCGAUUGACACUUUUGUCGUACCAUUUGAUGCUGCCAGCCUAACUGAUCAACCAAAAGAUGCUGCCAACCUGACGGAAAACACAGAACCACUGAAUACGGCUCCGAUUAGUCGACAAACCAGUUUAACCAUCUGGGAUUGUGCUGUGUCUGUUUGUUAUCAACCUCUGGUGUAUUUUACCUCAUACAGACCAGCCAUUUUAGCGAUUAUGGUCGAUAUGAAUGCAUACAUGGGAACCAACUUACAUACCCGACCAGAUGAAAUUAGCCCGAAUUUUCACAAUGUGAUUGGUCAGUGGCUGGAGAUGGCCUUGGUUCGUUCGAACCAUGUGACUGCAAUAUUGAUUGGCACGAAAGUCGAUCUGAUAGCAAAUCCAAUCAGACAGGAACAAAUUGUACGCCGAAUGCUCCAAGAUACCAAGGCGUAUUUGGCCGAUCGAUCCUUCUGGUUCCGAGAUGAACUGAGACGAAUUGAAGCGUUGCCAUCAAUCUCCCCAUCCACAGCUCAUCAUUAUGAACAGUUGAAUCGGAUUCAAAGAACAAGUCGGAUUUUUGUGUACAGUUCAGUGAUCCCAAGCAGCAGUGCAACAGACCCGGACACAUCAAGUGCCAUGUGGCAAGAUAUCUGCGCCGGACUAAUUAAAGCCACAUUACAAUCUCCAGACACAUUGCCUUACCUCCUAGCUCCAAUCCCCUCGGCUUGGGCAGAUGUGGAGACAUAUCUAGAAGGUUGGACAAGCGUCAGUCGCGCAACACGUACAAAGUCACAAACAAACGAAAUCGAUCCUUUGUUCUAUGAAAAACAAACAUUUUUCACAAGGUUACAAACCAAAUUCAGCAUCGAUAUGACCAAUAUAAUGGUGCUUAUUCGAUACUUGUGUGAUACGGGUCAAGUAUUGGCACCGUAUAUGAAUUUGUCGAAGGAGGAAUCGGAAUGGUGGAGCAAGAUGAGUCUGACUGGGGCGCGACCGGAACCGAUAUCCUUGAUCUGUAUUCGACCCAGUCUUGUAUUUGAUUGUCUGAAAUAUUUUCUCAAUCCAAAAGUAUUCCGACUUCUAGAGGGGACCAGGGUUGAUGAUUGUGAUGUGCCCAAUCCGCCAGGGUUUUCUCGUCGACUAUUACGUUACUUCAACGCGGCCACGGCUGAUAGUGCCGCGCGUCGUCUGCGUCAGUGUUUGGAUCUGGUGCAACGUAGUGGAGUCGUUGCGUCCGAUUUGUGGAUUGCUCUGGCCGAAUACAAUCACCUGAACUGUACCGGAUCAAAUGGGCAGACCUCGAGAGAUUUUGUGGAAUUCGUAUGGCGUUGGUUGGAUCUAGCCUAUCCGGUCAUGGAUCCAUCGGACGGAACGGAGCGUGGGGAACCUGGGGGAGAUCAGGACACAGACGAUACAGAGAUGGCUUUUGAACCGGUAAGUAAUGCCUCGUAA